AUGGAGACACAAGAGAACCAAAAUGAAAGAAACGUUACUGAGACACAGUCCAAGGGUGUAACACAUGACCAGUUAGGUGAGGACCACAUCCCGUUAGGUCAUGACCACGUCCCGUUAGACAAGGACCACGUCCCGUUAGGCGAAGACCACAUCCCGUUAGGUCAUGACCACGCCACAUUAGGUGAGGGCCACAUCCCGUUAGGUGAUGACUAUGUCCUGUUAGAUGGUGAUGAUGGUGAAGAUGAUAAUGCGUGUGGUGAUGAUGGUGACGAUGAUAAUGGUGAAGGUGGAGUUGAAGAUCAUGAAAAUGAUGAUGAUGGUGAUACAUGUGAUGAUGAUGCAGGUGGUAAUGAUGGUGAUGAUGAUGGGGCUGAUGGUGGUGGUGAAGAUGGUGAUGCAGGUGGUGGUGAUGAUGGUGAUGCAGGUGGUGGUGGUGAUGAUGCAGGUGGUGGUAGUGAUAAUAAUGAUGCAUGUAGUGAUGAUGGUGAUAUAGCUGAUGAUGGUGCUGAUGAUCAAAAUGAUGAUGAUGCAGGUGGUGGUGAUGAUACAGCUGCUGCUGAUGACAAUCUAGAUGGUGGUGACAGUGAUGAUGAUGCAGGUAGUGAUGAUUAUGGUGAUGUAGGUGGUGAUGAUGAUGAUGAUGAUGACGAUAAUGAUGCUGACGAUGAUGGUGAUGCAGGUGGUGGUGAUGAUGAUGGUGAUGCAGGUGGUGGUGAUGGUGAUAUAUCUGAUGAUGGUGCUGAUGAUCAAGAUGAUGGUGAUGCAGGUGGUGAUGAUGAUACAGCUGAUGAUGAUGAUGAGGUAGAUGGUGGUAAUGAUGAUAUAGAUGGUGGUGGUGGUGAUGGUUAUGCAGGUGGUGGUGCUGAUAAUGGUGAUGCGGGUGAUGGUGAUGAUGGCGAUACAGGUGAUGGUGACGAUGAUGGUGAUGGAGGUGGUGGUGGUGAUGAUGAUGAUGAUGAUGGUGAUGCAGGUGGCAUUGAUGAUGAUGCAGGUAGUGAUGAUUAUGGUGAUGCAGGUGGUGAUGAUGAUGAUGAUGAUGACGAUGAUGAUGAUGUUGACGAUGAUGGUGAUGCAGGUGGUGGUGAUGGUGAUAUACCUGAUGAUGGUGCUGAUGGUCAAGAUGAUGGUGAUGCAUGUGGUGAUGAUGAUACAGCUGAUGAUGAUGUAGAUGGUGGUAAUGAUGAUAUAGAUGGUGGUGGUGGUGAUGGUUAUGCAGGUGGUGGUGCUGAUAAUGGUGAUGCGGGUGGUGGUGAUAAUGGUGAUGUAGGUGGUGAUGAUGAUGGUGAUGAUGAUGGUGGAGAUACAGGUGGUGGUGUUUAUGGUAAUGAUGAUGCAGGUGGUGAUAAUGCUGGUGAUACAGGUGAAGAUGGAGGUGGUGAUGAUGGUGAUACCGAUGGUGGUGUUCAUGGUGAUGAUGAUGAUGAUACAGGCGAUAGUGAUGAUGGUGAUGCAGGUGGUGGUGCUGAUGAUGGUGAUGCAAGUGGUGAUGAUGUUGCAGAUGGUGCUGAUGAUGAUGAUGCAGGUGGAGGUGAUAAUGGUGUUGAUGAUGAUGGUGGUGAUGAAGAUGAUGAGGCAGGUGGAGGUGAUAAUGGUGUUGAUGAUGAUGGUGGUGGUGAUGAUGAUGAAGAUGAAGAUGAUGAUGCAGGUUGUGGUGAUUGA
This is a messenger RNA of Thalassophryne amazonica, 1659 nucleotides long. RefSeq lists its product as uncharacterized. The record is from RefSeq and is a predicted model, not a curated record. Bases 1 to 1659 code for a protein of 552 amino acids. The transcript is spliced from 9 exons. Lineage: Eukaryota; Metazoa; Chordata; Actinopteri; Batrachoidiformes; Batrachoididae.